This is a messenger RNA of Rhizopus microsporus ATCC 52813, 1257 nucleotides long. Its product is annotated as PSS-domain-containing protein. The coding region runs from base 1 to 1257 and encodes 418 amino acids. Gene Ontology annotation, biological process: phosphatidylserine biosynthetic process. The record is from RefSeq and is a predicted model, not a curated record. Gene Ontology annotation, molecular function: L-serine-phosphatidylethanolamine phosphatidyltransferase activity. The transcript is spliced from 6 exons. Lineage: Eukaryota; Fungi; Mucoromycota; Mucoromycetes; Mucorales; Rhizopodaceae.
AUGAAAAUAACGCAAGAAGAGGAGCAAGAAGAAAUCCUUGUUGUGAAACAAACGAAAAUUAUUGAAAAAGCUGUGAAUAAUGAAGAGAACAUAUUUCACCCACACACUUUAACAGUAUUAGUUGUCGUAUUGGGAUUAAUGUUUUAUGCUGCGACCAGAUCAAAUUAUGAAAAUACAGAAGAAAGCAUCCGAUUGGGUAUUUUAGCUGCUAUUGUCUGCUUUGUCCUUAUUGGCAUGGUUCAUUUUCCAGAUGGUCCCUUUGUUCGCCCAAGUAAACCUGUCUGGAGGGCUGCGCUUAGUUUGAGUGUACUAUAUCAACUCUUUCUCGUAUUCUUAUUAUUUUUGAACAAAGACGAUGCAAGACAGUUUAUGAAGUAUUAUGAUCCAGAAUUAGGGGUGGUGUUACCGGAAAGAUCUUAUGCUGAAGCUUGUGACUUAUCAUGGGAUAAUAUAAAGAACCAAAUGGACUUGUUCGUUGUUGCUCAUACCUUGGGCUGGUUUGGCAAGGCGUUAAUUCUCCGUGAUUACUGGUUUUGUUGGAUCAUCUCUAUCGCAUUUGAAUUAUGUGAAUAUUCUUUACAGCAUCAGUUGAACAAUUUUGCAGAAUGCUGGUGGGAUCAUUGGAUACUUGAUGUAUUGUUAUGUAAUUGGCUUGGUAUUCAUAUCGGUAUGAAGUUUUGUCAGUACUUUUCAUGCAAGGUAACCGAUAAAGAGUACUCCUGGGUAGGAUUCAGACAAAUCAAGUCUUUGCGUGGAAAAGCAAAGCGUGCAGUACAGCAGUUUACACCAAAAGAAUGGACUCGAUAUGAAUGGAAAACGACUAGUUCUCCAAAGAAUUACUUUGGCACAGUCUUACUCUUGAUUAUCUUCCUUCAAUGUGAAUUGAAUUGCUUUUAUCUCAAGUCAUUAUUGUGGAUACCGCCUGAGCAUCCACUUAAUACCUAUCGUUUGAUUUUGCUGUUCUUCUUUGCAUUACCUGGAGCAAGAGAAGUGUACCAAUACAUAUCCGAUAACAGCACAAAGAGACUAGGUGCUCAUGCUUGGCUAUUGAUAUUUAAUAUCAUGACAGAAACUCUCAUUUGCCUAAAGUUUUCAGAAAAUGAAUUCCAUGAGUCAGCACCACUGAUUGUCAAGGUUGGAUGGUCCACUGCGUUUAUUAUCUUAUUUAUCAUAUUCCCCUUAUGGAGAUUUGUUAUUUCCCCAGCCAAGAAAACCGAAGCAGCGAUUACAAUAGAAGAGAUAAAGAAGAGCAACUAA